AUGAAUAAUAGUUUUUUAAUAUUUUGUUUGCUUACACUGCUAAUACACAUUAAAUUCUCGAUAUCACUUUAUAAUAAACAGUGGAGUGACAAAUAUGAAAGCAACAAAUGCCCUAAACUGUAUCCUAAGAAUUUUGAUAACCAUAUGCCAGUCGGUAACGUGACUGCUGGCAAUUACACUGAGAAAUCUGAAUUAAAAGGUCUUAGACAAUGUGUUAUGGGAUGCUGCCUUAUAGAUACAUGCAACAUAGUGUUCAUUUAUUACUCGAGGUGCUUCCAUGUGGAAUGUGUGAGCAAUGAGUUGUGUUUACCAUUGCCGAAGGUUGCUUCACGUAAAUGGAAUACACAUGUGUCGAUGAUACUUGUUAAACCUGUUCUUCCCAAUGAAAACUGGUCUGAUAUCUUAGAACAAACAAACUACAGAGAAUCGAAUUCAAAUUUUUCACCGGAGGAAGAACCAGUGUACUCUUAUAGCAAUCAACGUAAUGACAUCCAAGACGAUGAAGAAUCAAAUUUUCUUAACCAUUUCAUCAAUAACUUACCAUCGAUGGAUGACGAAGAACAGCAAAACUUUGAUAAAUACACUGACAGCAACGACAAUGAAAUGAUGCUGGCAUCUAGAUUUCUAGAGAAAGUCUCCUGUGAAGUUGGUGCCGACGAUUGCCCAUUCAAUGCAGAAUGUAUACCGUUAGGUCACAAAAUGCGCAACGGCCUAUGCAAAUGUAUUAUGGGUACAGAAGAGAAUGCUGAAGGGGCUUGUGUUGCUAGAAGACCAUUUUCUAAAGGUCCAACUAUACCCUUGGAAUCAACUAAGAAAAUUGAGAAUCUAGAUCCUGAAAUUAAGUCUAGCAAUCUGAAAUCGGAUCUAUCAUCUCAUCAAAACUUGACGGUAUCAAUAUCAUCUAAAGAGGUCCAGCUACCAGAAGAUGAAGUGACAUUGGCUGCUUAUACAAUUCCAGAUGAAAAAUCUACCAUGAGCCACUAUAACUAUGUAUGGACUCUUGUUGAUCAACCAAAGGAAGGUUUUACAGGUAACAUGAUUCAAAAUGGCGGUACUGUGACUUUAACUGAUCUGACUGAAGGCCAAUACAGGUUCAAAGUUACUGUAAACGGAACCAGCUCAUAUGGGGAAGGUUUUGCUAAUGUGACAGUGUUACCUCCAAAGAGAAUUAACACCCCACCACUUGUGGUAAUCACACCACAGACACAAACUGUGAAACUUCCUAACUCUGGGGCUGUUUUGGAUGGUAGUGCUAGCAAGGACGAUGACGCAAUAAUAUCUUGGCACUGGGAAUUAUCAGCUGGGCCCAUAAGCUAUCAAACUCCACUUCAAGACGGACCAACUUUAGUUCUGAAAGAUUUGAAACAGCCCGGAAACUAUACAUUUAAACUGACCGUUGAAGAUUCUGAUCAUGUAAAGAAUUCCACUACUGCUAACAUCACUGUACUUAAUCACACGGACUACCCACCAGAGGCUAACGCAGGUCAAGAUGUAAUUAUAUAUCUUCCGAACAACAAUCUAACUUUAAACGGCAGCCUGUCGACGGAUGAUCACGAAAUAACGUCCUGGGAAUGGACCAAGUCCGCUGCUGAUGAAAAUAAAGCUGUUGAUAUGCAGAACACACACUCACCAUACUUACAGUUAUCCAACUUGUCGGAAGGGGUGUACACGUUUGUAUUGAAGGUGACCGAUUCUUCGGGUCAAUCGUCGACUGCUGAGGUGCAUGUAUUCGUUAAACCUCCAACAAACACGCCGCCUGUAGCUGACGCCGGGCAGGACGCGUUCGUAUCCCUACCACAAACAUGGAGCGUGUUGAACGGCUCGAGUUCCCACGACGAUCAUCGUAUAGUCGCGUACACAUGGCGCUGUCUGUCCGGACCUACUAACUCUAAUAUCAUCAAUUACAACGAAUCCGUCGCUAACGCUACGUCACUAACAAAAGGACAAUACAUUUUCGAGCUGACUGUACUCGACGAUAAUGGGAACUCAGCGACCGAUGAAGUUAUGAUCACAGUUACACAAAAUAAAAACAGUCCACCGAAAGCUGUGGCGGGUGGGGAUAAAAUAUUAAAUCUACCAGUACCGGUGCUUGUAUUAAACGGGUCGCAGUCUUCGGAUGAUUUCCGCAUCGUGUCAUAUAAAUGGACGAGAUCCGCGUCAGGGCUCGCUGCCGGUACAGUCAUCAUGAAAUCAGAUACAACGCCCGUUCUUAUGUUGACAAACAUUGAAGUGGGAAGAUACGUGUUCGAGCUGACUGUAACUGAUGACCAGGGAGAGUCAGACAGAGACACGGUCAGCGUACAAGUGAAGGCUGACCCUUUAGAGAUGAAACUCUUAGAGAUGACCUUGAACAUACCCAUCUCGAGCUUCACCAAGAGCCAGCUCGACUCACUAGUGCAGAAAAUGAACUUGUUACUCAAAGAUGGAAUGUCCGUGAAUGUUACAGAAAUACGUGGAGAAGUUGAUUCUGGGAACACUUUGAUUAUAUACUUCUUGACGGAAAAGGGUGUUCCAAUGGACGGUAUAGAAGCGUUAUCCCAAUCCCGUAGUGCAGCUAUAAGUGCGGGUGCCCGCCGCGUGCGCUCUUUUCGAUGUUUAAGCGCGUGCUCUGGUCGUGGUGUGUGUGACCAAGCGACGCGUACGUGCAGAUGCGAUGCAUUCUGGAUGCAGAGCUUACUUACACUCAUGCAACCGGACGCUCAGCCCGACUGUGACUGGUCGGUGGUAUAUCUAUCCGUGUGUGGCGUGGUCGGUCUGUGUGGAGCGUGUGCGGGCGUGUGGGCGUGUGGUCGGGCCGGAGCACGCGCCUGCUCCCCGCCACGACCGAGAGCACGUGCUCCGUACAGACUACUACCGCUGGCUGAACACGAGGAUAAGCCAUUCGCUAGCAAAGAGGUAUUAUCAGACACGGACAACGACUCCGACGUCCUCUACGAGACAAAAGCUAAGAUGACGUCCUUCGGCCGCACGUGGAACGGCGAAAUAAGCAACGGAUGGAAAAACGGACACGCCAAGAAUACAAGGAGAGUUAAAACGUAG
This is a messenger RNA of Danaus chrysippus (African queen), 3039 nucleotides long. Lineage: Eukaryota; Metazoa; Arthropoda; Insecta; Lepidoptera; Nymphalidae. The record is from the annotation of a GenBank genome assembly.